This is a messenger RNA of Eruca vesicaria subsp. sativa (arugula), 1129 nucleotides long. The record is from the annotation of a GenBank genome assembly. Lineage: Eukaryota; Viridiplantae; Streptophyta; Magnoliopsida; Brassicales; Brassicaceae.
UAAGAUUCCAAAAGGCCCACCAUUGUUUAUUUACAUGUCAGCUCCCUUCGCCGGCGCUUAUUACCACCGUUACCCUCGCCGCCGGUUAGAGAAAAAUGGCGGCGUAUCACCAACCGUACGAUCCUUACUACAUCUUCAACCCUCUUCUUCCGCCUCAGCUUCCCCAGUUAGCCGAUGAACCUGGGGCGAUCAACACACUCUUCGUCUCAGGCUUGCCUGACGACGUAAAGGCUCGUGAGAUCCACAACCUCUUCCGUCGCCGUCCCGGGUUCGAGUCUUGUCAGCUCAAAUACACUGGACGCGGCGACCAGGUUGUUGCAUUUGCAACGUUCUCUAGUCAUGGAUUCGCUAUGGCUGCAAUGAAUGAGCUAAAUGGUGUGAAGUUUGAUCCUCAAACAGGUUCAACUCUGCAUAUAGAAGUAGCUAGAUCAAACUCUAGGAGAAAAGAAAGGCCUGGAAGUGGGCCUUAUGUCGUAAUUGAUAACAGAAACAAGGAACCAUCUAAAUCUCAGGACGACCAGAGUGAAGGGGAAAGUGAUCCUGAGGAGCCGCAUGAGCCCGGAAAUAGCAAUUCUCCUAAGGAAAAUGAUGAUACAAAAAGCGAAGUGGACUCUGAUCAAGAUAGUAAACCGCCACCUACUAGUGGGAGUUUGGAAAAAGCAUCUGAAGGAGGUUCUGGUGCUGGACCAUGUUCGACCUUGUUUAUAGCCAAUCUAGGGCCUAAUUGUACAGAAGAUGAACUCAAACAACUCCUGUCUAGAUAUCCUGGUUUCAAUAUCCUGAAAAUCCGAGCAAGAAGCGGAAUGCCAGUUGCUUUUGCUGAUUUUGAGGAAAUCGAACAAGCUACUUAUGUCAUGAAUGAUCUACAAGGCAACCUCCUAUCUUCUUCAGACCGAGGCGGCAUGCAUAUAGAAUAUGCAAGAUCCAAGAUGAGGAAACAGUAGAAGCCCUCACUUCUGAGAACGAGAUCAUAAGCAAAGGAACCUGUGUUUCUUAUUUUAAGCCUCCACUUAUUAUUUGUUGUCAUAAAGAUGGAUCUUCUAUGCUGAAACUUUGAAACAUAUGUGUAUAGCCCAAGAUUAUUAUUUAUGUUUUUAUCAAAGCUAAAGAUUAUUUAAGACUCCAAGAU